AUGAGUUCAAUGAAAUAUUUUAUUUUUUCUUUAAUAUGGGUAGUGGUAUACAAUGAAAGGGCAAAGGACAAUUCUUUUCCAUUAAAUCAAAAUAAAAGUUCCAGUGAAUUAAACGGACGUAUCUUAAGACUAGACACACCAGAACCAUGGGGAGAUUCUGAAACAUACGAAAUAAGGACAAGGGAUAGGUCAGGUAAUUUGAUUACUACAGUGUUUAAUAGAUACGGAGAAGCAUUAUAUUAUUAUACAAAUAAAAAGGAGCGAAGAAAGAAAAAAUCGAGUAAAGGAAUAAAUUCAUAA
Messenger RNA from Plasmodium malariae, 300 nucleotides. Its product is annotated as conserved Plasmodium protein, unknown function. Lineage: Eukaryota; Apicomplexa; Aconoidasida; Haemosporida; Plasmodiidae. The record is from RefSeq and is a predicted model, not a curated record. Bases 1 to 300 code for a protein of 99 amino acids. The transcript is spliced from 4 exons.